Molecule: messenger RNA, 616 nt
Organism: Stereum hirsutum FP-91666 SS1
Lineage: Eukaryota; Fungi; Basidiomycota; Agaricomycetes; Russulales; Stereaceae
Exons: 1
Coding region: 78-305 (75 amino acids)
Source: RefSeq, a predicted model, not a curated record
AAAUCGAAAUGGAUUGGUGAUUUUGGGAAUGUGAUUGGGUGUGCAAGACGAGUGAUCCGCUUGGUGGACACGCCUGGAUGGCGAACGCGAAGGAAUGGGCGAUGUGUUUGCUCGUUUGGGAAGCCGUCCACAUUAGGAGCGACAUGGCUGUGUCGACACAGACGAACGCAUGUAACGGCGUAUCUUUUCACGACUUAUUGGAGGCCCAAAAACGUACUGACUCAAGCGACAGACAGGAAACUGAGGCCGAGAGUCGACGGAACUACAGAUUGGAGACUGGAAAGGGAGGCACUGAUACAGAGUGAGGGCAGCACCUACAAAAGUCGGGUGGACGUGCCGAGCGGGGUAGGGAUGCCAGUCGAAGUGUCGUGGAUUCGCAGCGCAUCAAAGAACGCUCAAUCGGGGAAACAUGUUUGCUCGUUUAGGAAGUCGUUGACAACCAAGCUGGGAGCAACGUGGUCGAGAAGAGCGACGGCGUAUCUUCUGGCUACAAAUGGACAUUUCAUUAGAUGGAGGCUCCCAAGCGCAAACAACAUGCGUUGGCAGGCGUUGGCUUGACCUGGAAGCGCGAGCAACGAAGGAGAGAGAGUGAACGUGAAAAAGAUAUCGCGUUGUU